CCAUGUGCCAUAAAACCAAGGGCACCCGAGGUGCAGGUCGCCGUGUUUGAUUAAACACUCGUCGCCCUGUUUCAUCCCCGGACGAGCCAUACUUCCCAAGAACACCAGACGGGAGCCACACGUACGUUGCAACUUGCAACAAUGUCACUCACCGCGAGCUCAUUCGCCGUACUCCUCCUCCUCGUCCUCUCCACGUGGCCGACGUGCCACGCCACCCACAACAUCACCGCCAUCCUCGCGGCGCGCCGGGACAUGUCCGAGUUCAGCCGCCUGCUCACGACGACGGGCCUUGCGGACGAAAUCAACGAGCGCAACACCAUCACAGUCCUCGCGGUCGACGACGCCGACAUGGCUCCGCUCAGGGCGCGUCAUCUCCCGCGGGAAGCGCUCCGACACGUGCUCUCCCUGCACAUCCUCGUCGACUACUACGACCACGACAAGCUGCACCGCCUCCCCGGCGGCUCCGCCGACGUGUCCACCCUGUUCCAGGCCUCCGGCGACGCGCCUGGCAGCGCCGGCAUGGUGGAGAUCUCAGAGCGCCGGGGCGGGAGCGUGGCGUUCGUGCCCCAGGACGCCGGCGACGACGCGCGCCCCACCAGCGUGCUCUUCGUCAAGCCCAUCCACGAGGAGCCGUACAACAUCUCGGUGCUGCAGGUGGGCGCCGUCAUGUCGUCCCCGGCCGCCGAGGCGCCCUCGUCGCCGGAGACUUCAACUCCAACCUCAAGGCACAACGCCACCGACGUCGUGCCCAAGACCAAGAAAGGGACCGGGUCAGCCGACGACACCGCCGACGCGCCUUCGGCGGACGACGGGGACGACGAACGAGAGAACCAUGCGAAGAAGAACGGCGCGAUCAGCGCGGCUCCCGGCCGGCUAUCCUUGGCUCUGGCGUUCCUGCUGGCGAUCAAGAUCGUCGUGCGCGUCUGAAGGUUGAUAAAGGCUGUGUGUUGUGAGUUGCUGUUUGUUGGGUUCCUCGAUCUUGUUCCUGCACGUGUCAGUAUUACUGGGGAUAUGGUGAGUGCUUUGAUUAAUUUGCUAGGUCGUUGAUGCGUUGGAAACUUUCUUGUAGUUUCAUUUUGUUUGCCAAGAGAGCUUUGCAGGUAUGUGUCCUGAUUCAUCUAGUGUGUCUAGUCCAGACUCCAGAUCUGCUGGUGUUAUAAACUGGUCUACCGAAAUGCAUUAUACAUUUGCCUAGCUUUAGCUAGCUACUGUUUUGUUUUGAUAAAUCUUCAGGGGUAUACUCUCCUGUAGUAAUUGCUGCAUACGUACAUUAAUCGGGGGUUUUGCAAGCUACAAGUUCAUUCGGUUAUGUAAAUCUGUCGUCUUAUUCCAAUUUGUCUUGUAACAUGUUUUCUUAUUCUCAUAAGACAUAGAAUGAUCGAAACAAAAUUGAUGGUCAAACUUGUACUCUGAAUUUCCAUAUAAGUGUCGAAAAUAACAACUUUUAGAGGACCAA
This is a messenger RNA of Triticum aestivum (bread wheat), 1456 nucleotides long. Its product is annotated as fasciclin-like arabinogalactan protein 1. The record is from RefSeq and is a predicted model, not a curated record. Gene Ontology annotation, cellular component: plasma membrane. NCBI's taxonomy places the organism in Eukaryota, Viridiplantae, Streptophyta, Magnoliopsida, Poales, Poaceae. Bases 142 to 927 code for a protein of 261 amino acids. The transcript has a single exon.